CGAAGAAGAAGGAGGAGGAGGAGGAAGCGGAGUUAGUUGUCGAAGAGGCUGAUGUUCGGCUUUUGACGGAUGUUUGUGUGCGUGUGUCCAAAGACAACAGACUGUCUGUGAUGUUGAGGAGGACAGACAGAGGCUGCUCCGUUCCUCGGCACAGUUAACCUCCUGGGAGGCCUGUUCCCAAUGCUAUGGCCUCCGGCCACGGCUCGUUCCCCGUGCCUCGUCCCAGCAGAGGAGGCCGAGAUGGGUUCUACCACAAGGCUCCAGAUCCCUCCCCUCCCCGCCGCCGGCCUGUCCGCCCGCUGCCUGACGUCUGUCCCAAGGAGCCCAUGGGUGAGGGGCGGGGCCUGUGUGACGGCCCGUCUGUGGUGGCGGAGCACGAGCGGUGGACGGUCUACAGCUCAAAGGUUAAUCUUCCCGCCGCACUGAACGACCCACGGCUUGCCAAAAGGGAGUCGGACUUUUUCACCAAAACAUGGGGCGUGGACUUUGCAGAGACCGAGGUGAUGCCCUCAUUCUGCCUCCCCAACAUCACCAGGGAUCACUUCACAUCCUACCUGCAGGACAUGGCUCAGAAGGAAAGAAUUCAUGAACGCUGUAAGACCAUCUGUCCCAACAAAGACGACGUGGACGCAGUUUCCAGCAUCACGACGAAUCACGAUAAAUCCAGAGCUGAGCUGGAACAAGUGCCAAAGAUCUUCAUGAAGCCUGACUUUGCUCUGGAUGACCCGACCACCUUCAGCACCGUCCUGCCGUGGUCUCACUUUAACAGCGCUGGAGGGAAGAGCGGCCGAGAUGUAGCCUCGUCCAAACUGCUGCAGGAGAAGUUGAGUCACUACCUGGAUGUGGUUGAGGUGAGCAUUGCCCGGCAGAUCUCGCUGCGCUCUGACGCCUUUUUCCACGCCAUGUCCUCUCAGCAUGAGCUGCAGGACCGGCUGCAGGAGACGCAGCGCGCCGUGGCCGUGCUGCGGGGACGGACCGCUGCCAUGGAUCGGGUCAUGUGCCAGGGGCCCCUCAGGGCCCUGCGCGCCGCCCUGACCAGGAACAACUGUGUGAAGCUGCACAACAAGAUGAAGCUGAUGGCGGCAGUGCACCAGACACAGCCCACGGUCCAGCUGCUGCUCUCCACCUCCGAGUUCGUCAGCGCACUGGAGCUUAUCGCCACCACGAAGGAGGUGCUGCAGCAGGAGCUGCAGGGGAUCCACAGCUUCAGACAUCUGGGCUCUCAGCUGUGCGAGUUGGAGAAGCUGAUCGAUAAGAUGAUGGUGGAGGACUUCAGCAUGUACGCCAGGAGUGACCUGAGCCGCAGCCUGAAGGAGGAGCCGCAGGUGGUGGAGAAGGAGCGUCUGGAGUCGCUGGUGUUCGGCCUGCUGCGGCAGAGGAAGCUGGACUUCCUGCGCAUUUACAGCGACGAGGUGAUCGUUGCUGCCAAAGCCAUCGUCACUCAGUGUGUGACUGAAAGUGUUUUACACAUCGACGAAAUUGACACUGAAGUCGUCACAAAGCUUGCUGACCGCAUGCGUCUGAUGACGACCCCUCAGUGGUUUGAGCUGCUGAAUAACAUCUUUGACAGGUUCCUUCUCUUCCUGCAGAGGAUCAAGGCCACUCUGGGUGUGAUCAGGAACGUAGUUCUACAAGUUCUGGAGUCAAACCUGAAAGCCCGGCUGCUGGAGGAGGCCGGUUCAAUGGCUUCAGACCAGCUGCCUUUCCAGGGUCCCCUGCAGGUGCAAGGGGAGGCAGAGCUCGCCUACCUCACCCACGAGGGCCUGUUCAUUAGCGACGCUCUGCCUGGGGCUCAGCAGCUCGAUCAGAGCUCCAGUCUCCAGGUUCAGGUGGAAGCUGCUGGCAGCGAGUCCACCUCGGACACCGCAGAGUCCUUCGCCAACCAGGAGCAGGGACUCCAGGCAGCAGGGGGCGCCACCUUUAUGCCCAGUGAGAACAUGAUGCCCUCUGAGCUGGAGUUGAACCACGUGCUCAGCAGCAUCCAGGAGCUGCUCCACACCGCGUCGGACAUCAGCCACGACCGCUGUGUCAAAGUCCUCACCGCCAGAGCCAAGGACGGCUCUCUGGAGCGUCUCAGCUCGGCGGAGUUCGUGUGCCUCUCGCAGGCGGUGGAAGCUUUUGUCAGGGACACAGAGAAGCUGUGCGGCAGGCGCAGUAUCUCCCUGAGGGGGGCGCUGCAGAGCCAAGCCAAUCGCUUUGUUCAGCGCUUUCAUGAAGAACGUAAAACCAAACUCAGCCUCCUCCUGGACAACGAGAGGUGGAAGCAGGCCGACGUUCCUGCUGAGUUCCAGGAUUUGGUCAACUCCAUCGCUGACGGCAGAAUAACACUACCGGAGCGCAAAACAUCAGGUCCAGACAGCAGGAAGCCUGCAGAGUUCCUGCUCGUCAGCGGGCAGAAAUACGCCGUCGUCGGAACUGUUCUGCUGCUGAUUCGGAUCUUUCUGGAAUACUGUCAGUGUGUCAACGACAUCCCGUCCAUUGCCACCGACAUGUUGACCCGCCUGUCCGACCUCCUCAAGCACUUCAACUCUCGAAGCUGCCAGCUGGUUCUGGGAGCCGGAGCGCUACAGGUCGUCGGUCUGAAGACCAUCACCACCAAAAACCUGGCGUUGGCGUCGCGCUGCCUGCAGCUGGUGGUUCACUACAUUCCCGUCAUCAAAGCUCACUUCAUGACCAAACUGCAGCCUAAACAGUUCAGCGUGCUGCGACACUUUGACCACAUCAUCAAGGAUUACAACGAUCACAUCACAGAGAUCUUAGCCAAGCUGGUGGCCAUCAUGGACGGCCUGUUUGAGAAGGUUCUAGCAAAGUACGAGGUGAAGGCGCCGAUGCCCUCCGCCUGCUUCAGGAACAUCUGUAAGCAGAUGACCAAGAUGCACGAAGCCAUUAAUGAGCUUCUACCUCAAGAACAGACGCAGACCUUGUUCCUGAGGAUUAACGCCGGUUUUAAACUGCACCUGAAGAGGCAGCUGUCUCGACUCGGCGUGAUCAACGACGGCGGGCCGCAGCACGGGCUGGUGGUGGCGGACGUGGCGUUCUACACGGAGAACGUCCAGGCGCUGAGGAGUCUGGAGUGCCUCGACCUCAACAUGGCCGAAAUUUGGGAGCAGAAGAGGUGAUGAUGGAGGCGCCGCCGUCUUCCUCAUCCACGGCCGGUCCAACGGGACCAACGGGAGAGGGUCCCUGAGGGGCCAGAUGGUGAAGAGCGCCACCUAUGGACACUCUACAAAGUAACACACAAACUGUGCCAUUCAGGACUGCUCGUAAAUUAUUGGAGAGGUUUUUAAAGAGGGUGUGUAAAUGAUGGGUUAAUUUAUUUUUCUGCUCCUUUCUUCACUCUGGAUGAUGGGAACUUAUUGCUGCCACUUGGGGGCGACAAAAUGCUUUCAGAUUUCUUAUUUCAGCCAAAACAUUUCCU
Molecule: messenger RNA, 3418 nt
Organism: Thalassophryne amazonica
Lineage: Eukaryota; Metazoa; Chordata; Actinopteri; Batrachoidiformes; Batrachoididae
Gene: vps54
Product: VPS54 subunit of GARP complex
Exons: 23
Coding region: 186-3119 (977 amino acids)
Biological process (GO): retrograde transport, endosome to Golgi; Golgi to vacuole transport
Cellular component (GO): GARP complex
Molecular function (GO): syntaxin binding
Source: RefSeq, a predicted model, not a curated record